GAUAUGAGUUUGGAAGAGAUUUGGAGAAGAUUAGGAUCCCUUAUUGAUUCAGAGACGAUUACUCAACUAAAAAGUGUUGUGUGGAAAGAGCGGCUUGAAGGUGAUGAUAUUUGGAUAUAUGUCAGGAAGCUCCGAGGUCUGAUCCAGCUGAACAAAGUGGGGACAUAUCAAGACCCAUGGGCAUCCCAACAUUCAAUCAUUACUCAAACUUUUAUGGAGAACUAUGGCGUUUCUGAAAUCCACACAGAUAGACUACCAAUGCCGCAGACUUAGUCUGGUAUUGGGCUCACAGACUGGAAUGAAGCUUUAAAAAUCAUAGAAUAUGGUUCUCCUGAACAGGGUAGGGGGUAAUGAUGAGGAAUAUUUUUCAAUGGAAUGCUUUUCGGAAGAUUAGGCUGUUGAAGGGAUGAAAGGUGUGCUAUGAAUUGCAAAUGCUGAUCCCAAGAGAUGUUUUGGUGCUGCAUCUAGAAAUCUAAAUUUUUUACAUAACUUCUUUGUUGUUACCGACUACUUGGACUACUGAACUUAACGUAAGAAUGGUCUGUUGAGAAGGUCCUGCAACAAGUU
This is a messenger RNA of Salvia splendens (bonfire salvia), 567 nucleotides long. RefSeq names its product protein MOR1-like. The record is from RefSeq and is a predicted model, not a curated record. The coding region runs from base 4 to 273 and encodes 89 amino acids. The transcript has 5 exons. NCBI's taxonomy places the organism in Eukaryota, Viridiplantae, Streptophyta, Magnoliopsida, Lamiales, Lamiaceae.